Molecule: messenger RNA, 1629 nt
Organism: Bufo bufo (common toad)
Lineage: Eukaryota; Metazoa; Chordata; Amphibia; Anura; Bufonidae
Exons: 24
Coding region: 1-1419 (472 amino acids)
Source: RefSeq, a predicted model, not a curated record
AUGUCGUCUAUGGUAAAUAUCUCCUCUAUUACCCUGAAUGAAGCACAACAAUCCGUCUUGAACAGGGGCCUUUCAUUUUGCCCUGUGUCCAGGACGGAUUGGUUUCAUAUGGAGCUGGACUUACAUAGAUUCCUACGGAGUAUUAGGCUUAAGAUUUGGUUCUCAACACAGAGUCAAACCUCUAGAUGUGAUGAUGAUAAGCUAACGGAAUUAUCUUUAUUUAACACUGGAUUAUAUGUUAAAAGUAAUUUUAAUCCUGUAAUUGAUCACCCAGGUGUUGAUGCUUUCUCAUUAGCCAUACGAAGGGACCUCGACAAAUUAAAACAUGAUUCUGAGAACAAUGAUCUCAGAUUUGGUAACAUCUCUUCUGACGAGAUCGCCGCGAUGGGCUCUCUGGCCUCCGACCACAACCUCACCAUCAAAUCUGCCGAUAAGGGUGGUGGGGUUGUGGUGAUGGACACCAGAGAGUACAUCGAGGAGAUCCACGGCCAACUUGAGGACAUACAGGUGUACAAACGGAUAAAGAAUACUCUCAAGGUCACAACUGUGGUGCUGUAUGAUGCAAAGUCCAUUGCGGCUCCAGUCGGCCACCCAUAUUUCUCUAGUUGGUGGCCAACAAAACCUGUUUUUCUUUUAGAUAUAAAAGGAGGAAUUCCAGCGUCAACAGCUACCUGGUCUUUCCAAGUUGGGGGAAAUCAGCCGGUGAAUGGACUUGAUUUAAAGGAAGGAACUCCAGGGUCAACAGAUAUAAAGGGAGGAAUUCCAGGGUCAACAGAUAUAAAGGAAGGAACUCCAAGCUCAACAGCUAUAAAGGGAGGAACUCCAGAUACCACAGAUAUAAAGGGAGGAACUCCAGGGUCAUCAGGUAGCUGGUCUUAUCAAUUUGGGGGAAAUCAGCCGGCAAAUGGACUUGAUAUAAAGGGAGGAACUCCAGGGUCAACAGGUACUUGGUCUUUUCAAUUUGUGGGAAAUCAGCCAGUGAAUGGACUUGAUGUUAAGGGAGGAACUCCAGGGUCAACAGAUAUAAAUGGAGGAAUUUCAGGGUCAACAGAUAUAAAGGGAGGAACUCCAGGGUCAACAGAUCUAAAUGGAGGAACUCCAGGGUCAACAGCUACCUGGUCUUUUCAAUAUGGGGGAAAUCAACCGAUGAAUGGACUUGGUGUGCAAGUAGUUAAAGAAGAAAGAAAAGGGCAAAGACAAGGAUUACUACAGAGUCUAUUACAUGUCGGUGGAAAUAUAAUAUCAAAUACAGGUGAGUUAGUAAAAGGAAUUGGUGAAACAGCAGGAGAUCUGAAAAAUUCAAUAAUAGGUGGAGAAAAUCAUGGAUUAAUACCAAGUGUAAUAGAUGCUGGUGAAGAAGUUAUGAAAGAGACAGGUGGCAUAAUCAAUGGAAUUGGUGAUAUAUUUGGAGGGCUGUGAAAAUGAAGAAGUUCUCCAAGCAACCACAGUUCUGAGUGUAAUCCUGCUAUAAACCAAGUGAUUGGAGGAAUAUCACCUAAAUCAACAACACAAACUGGAAUUUGCUCCUGACUAAUUGCUUAAAUAUUAUAAUACAUGUUCUUCAUUUGCCAUAUAAACCUGCUAUAAUGACUGAUCCAGUGAAACCAAUAAACACAAUCAUAUAUUCAG